AUGCCGCUUUUGGUUGCUCCGAGAAGUUCGCAUGGAGUGGCCCUUGUAGACCACCAACAUCACCACCAUCAUCAGCGUCACGUGGGUCAUCCGGGAGUCUUUGACCUACAACAGCCGCAGUAUCAACCCCCGAACCACCCGAAGCAGUGCUCAACGGCAGUAACGCACGAAGCCGCGUCUCAUCAUCAGCUCGUCAGUUCGAGAUCCGCAGACCUUGCGGUGGACUUCAGCAUGUCGAAGUUUAAAGCCUCUUCGAGACAUUCGCUGUACCGGCAGUUUUACGGUGGAGACGAGUCACCACCUUACGAAAAACCGGAAGAAUCAGAACCCGCCGAGCCGGAAGGGCGCGAAAAAUCCUUCGGUAAAGUUUGGCUCAGCAACGAAGCCCAAUGGCAUCAUCCGAUUGCGAUGAGUCCCGGUCAACCUCCGGCAGUUCCGACAGUGGCAGGAUCUCCGAUGCCCACGGCAGCGCCUCCACCACUCAACAUGUCCUUGCCACCGGCGUCUGCGAUGGGUUUGCAUGCUUCUCCGCACCAGCAGCCGCUGUACCUGAACCCAACUAGCCUGAUGAGUCUCCGAGAGAUGAUGAUGCAGAGUCCGGCUGGAUUGAGUCUGCUGAAUGCGGACAAUUCUGGACCACUCGGACUGCUGAAGCGCUCCAUGCUUGAGUCCAUACCUUCCGGGUCGUCACCAGCACCCUUCUCGCUAGGACUAAACCCACUAGUGGGUCUGACGAGUAGUGGCCCUUCCGUGGCCGCCGCCACAGCCACUUACAGCCUGCCAUCGAUGAUCCCGACAACCGUCGGCUCAUUAUCGCAACACGAGCCCCAACAACUGAUCAAGAAGGAACGCGACGAAUCCGACAUCGAGAUGGACGACAGAGAUGAGGACGAAGACGGCAAACCCUCCAAACACCGGCGUACGCAAUCUCCCUCGCUACACCGCCCCCAACUGUCACCACCUUUCCGAGCUUCGCCACCCUCGACCUACUACCGCCCAAGCACGCUGCCAUCACCAGCCAUCGAUCAGGUCCUGCCGCAUCGAUCUUCGGCGACCGUCUCCCAUCAACCACAUCUAUAUCACACCGGUGGCAGCUCAGCAACGUCCAGCACGGUAGCCGCACUGCCGUCACAUCAAAGACAACAUCAAAGGGAUUCCGCGGAGCGCGAGCAACAUCUGAACGCGCGAGCGAAAAACGAUCGCGACGGUCGAGAUCAUUCCAAGGCUCAGGGAUCGCCAUCACAGCAUCACCUUCAUCAGUUGCCCUUCGUGGCGGGUCGCGCUGAACUGGAGCUUUUUCGCGAUCAGCCCCAUGACGGAUCCGCCCUUAGGCCAUUUCGAGUGGCGCUUUCGGACUCCGAGCCGGACGUGGAGCUGGAUGAAGGAAGAAGAAAAGAGACGCGACCUGCCCAUCGCGAGCAGGACGUGACUGAGGGCUCGAUAGGGCCAGACGGAACGCUUCACGAGCGCGAUCUUCGCUUUGGUGCAAUGGCGGCCAACGAGAUGCACCUUCGAAGGCACCCGCAACAGACUACGCGCAGCAAAUCCUCUUCGCCUGGUGAGUAG
Messenger RNA from Anopheles nili, 1566 nucleotides. Its product is annotated as mastermind-like domain-containing protein 1. The record is from RefSeq and is a predicted model, not a curated record. NCBI's taxonomy places the organism in Eukaryota, Metazoa, Arthropoda, Insecta, Diptera, Culicidae. The coding region runs from base 1 to 1566 and encodes 521 amino acids. The transcript has 3 exons.